AAUCCGUACUUCAAAAAACUUCGAGACCGCAAAAUGUAGCUUAUUGCUCUCAUAUUGAACCCUAAACCACUUACCAGGUUGCCCGGAAGGAACUGCAGCGACAACUGAAACUGAACCAAAGGAAAAAUAGACGUUGAUUCUGACCAUUAUCAGUAGUGUUGCGAAAUUUGCAAGACAUCGCUGAUGGUUUUUAUUCGAAUUUGUCACGUGUAUUCACAACUCAAGAUGUGGAGUUGAUCCGAGGAAUGCUUGGUGGGUUGGAGCCAUUACCUGAUUGGUAACGCCGAUGUUCAUCCUUCCAUUCAUUACCUGAUUGUAGCUUGUUUGGAAAGAUAUGUUCAGCAGGGUAGAAUGGUAAAUCACCUCGCAUCAGCGACAGGUGCGAAGAGUCCAUACACGAGGUCCCAGCCCAAUGAACCCUUAUCUCUCGAAGCAGUUCCUCGAGUCCCCGAAAACUUAAAGAGAGAUUUUUAGUUUUGUCUUUAUUGUUACCUUAAUUGGAAAUAUUGGGUUGCAGAGCCACCGCUGAAAAAAUGCAAGUGUUGGCAUGCAAUUCUAGUACUCCUCUGCAAUCUCAAGCAUUGAGACUGGGCUCCCCCAAGACCCGCUUCAUUGGAAGAAGACAGCUUUUCUUUACCGGCAUGUCCUCCGCUUGCUCUGAAUCUCAAUCAACCUCUACUCAUUCUCCGGACGGCGCCGUUUUCCCCUUCCCCAUUUCCACUCCAAGGAGUGUUCAAGAACUGAGCAAGGACAUCGAGCCAUUAGUGCUUAAGAGUACUGCUUUCACAACAAGGAGGGCUUUGUUUGCGAGUAUAUUCAUGUACUCGUUGUAUGAUCCUUCAAGGUACUUGUCAGCUCUAGCUUUAGGGGAUCCAUCUGUAACAAUUGAAGAAGUAACUCCCCCAGUUUUCGCUUCCGGAGCACUCUUCCCCACUGAGGAAAGAAUUGUCGAACUCUUUGAGAAGAACACAAAUUCUGUUGUUAACAUUUUCGAUGUAACAUUGCGCCCUCAACUUAAUGUAACUGGUGUGGUCGAGGUUCCCGAAGGAAAUGGUUCAGGAGUAGUUUGGGAUAAACAAGGACACAUUGUAACAAACUAUCAUGUAAUUGGUAAUGCACUCUCAAGAAAUCCAGGUCUCGGGCAGGUUGUUGCACGAGUUAACAUUCUAGCAUCGGAAGGGGUACAAAAGAAUUUUGAGGGAACUCUAGUUGGUGCUGAUCGUGCGAAGGAUCUUGCUGUCUUGAAGGUAGAAGCCUCUGAAGAUCUGUUGAGGCCUAUUGUCGUGGGGCAGUCAUCUUCUCUAAGAGUUGGGCAGCAAUGUUUAGCAAUUGGAAAUCCAUUUGGAUUUGAUCAUACCCUUACUGUUGGAGUUAUUAGUGGACUGAAUCGAGACAUUUUUAGUCAAGCGGGGGUCACCAUUAAUGGUGGAAUUCAAACCGAUGCAGCUAUCAAUCCUGGGAACAGUGGAGGACCCCUGCUAAAUUCAAAAGGAAAUUUGAUUGGGAUAAAUACUGCAAUAUUUACUCAGACAGGUACAUCAGCAGGUGUAGGAUUUGCUAUCCAAUCAUCAACUGUGCUAAAAAUUGUCCCUCAGUUGAUCCAAUUCGGCAAAGUUGUUCGAGCUGGUUUGAAUGUGGAUAUAGCUCCAGACCUGAUUGCAAAUCAACUCAAUGUUCGUUAUGGAGCUCUUAUUUUACAGGUCCCUAAAAAUAGUGUUGCGGCGAAGGCUGGCCUACUUCCUACCACAAGGGGAUUUGCGGGUAACAUAGUCCUCGGGGAUGUCGUUGUUGGAGUUAACAACAAACCUGUUAAAAACCAAGCAGAGUUGAACAGCGUAUUGGAUGAAUUUAGCGUGGGGGAGAAAGUAAUCUUAAAUAUUCAGAGAAGCGGUGAAAAUUUGGAGGUUCCCAUAAUAUUAGAGGAAAAGAGUUCAUAAUUGGUAUGCUGAUGAUUUUUACUUGUUAAUCAGCAUAACAUUUCCUCAUUUGUAUGAGUAUAUUAUUAUUUUUGGUCCUGAGAUGUACAAUGAGGAAUUACCUGUGUAUAAAUUGAACGGUUCUGGAAAAUAAGUUGAAUCAACCAGUCUUGCGUAUUUUCAAAUA
This is a messenger RNA of Rosa chinensis, 2103 nucleotides long. RefSeq names its product protease Do-like 8, chloroplastic. Gene Ontology annotation, molecular function: serine-type endopeptidase activity; protein binding. The transcript is spliced from 14 exons. The record is from RefSeq and is a predicted model, not a curated record. The coding region runs from base 534 to 1937 and encodes 467 amino acids. Gene Ontology annotation, biological process: proteolysis. Lineage: Eukaryota; Viridiplantae; Streptophyta; Magnoliopsida; Rosales; Rosaceae.